AUGUCGUCCCUCACCGUCGAGCUCACAGCACCCAACGGCAAGAAGUACACCCAGCCUACCGGCCUCUUCAUCAACAACGAGUGGGUGCCCGGCAGUAAAGGCAACAAGAUUACCUCCAUCAACCCCACCGACGAGUCCGAAAUCACUGAAGUCCACGCCGCCGAGCCCGAAGAUGUCGACAAAGCUGUCGAAGCCGCUCGCGCCGCAUUCAAAGGCCCAUGGCGAGAGAUGCCUCCCACCGAACGGGGAGACCUGAUGUACAAGCUCUCCCAGCUUGUGGAAGCGAACAAAGAGCUACUGGCUACGAUCGAAACGUGGGAUAACGGCAAACCGUACAGUGUCGCGUUAAACGAGGACCUUGCCGAGGUUUCAGGGUGUUUGAAGUACUAUGCAGGCUACGCGGACAAGAUACAUGGACAGGUGAUCGACACGUCGACGGCGAAGCUGGCGUAUACGAUCCGUGAGCCGGUAGGAGUGUGCGGGCAGAUCAUCCCAUGGAAUUAUCCGCUUGGGAUGGCGGCGUGGAAGUUAGGACCUGCACUCGCUUGUGGAAAUACGGUUGUGAUCAAGGCGGCGGAGCAGACGCCGCUCUCUAUAUUAGUGCUUGCGAACUUGAUCAAGGACGCCGGGUUCCCACCUGGCGUAGUCAACGUGCUCAAUGGCUACGGCCGGGUAGCAGGCGCGGCGAUUGCAUCGCACUUGGGGAUCGACAAGGUGGCUUUCACUGGCUCAACAGCAACAGGUCGCGAAAUCAUGAAGAUGGCUAGUGUCAACAUGAAGAAUAUCACUUUAGAAACAGGAGGCAAGUCACCAUUGAUCGUGUUUGAGGAUGCGGAUAUGGAGCAGGCGGUCAAGUGGAGCCAUAUAGGCAUCAUGAGCAAUAUGGGCCAAAUCUGCACUGCCACUUCCCGCAUCCUUGUCCAAGACUCAAUCUACGACCAGUUCGUUGAAGCAUUCAAGAAGCAAGUCGAGAGCACCAGCAAAAUCGGCGACCCAUUCAGCGACGAGACGUUUCAGGGUCCGCAGGUUACGAAAGCGCAGUACGAGCGUGUGCUCGGCUACAUCGAGGCUGGCAAGUCCGAGGGCGCCACACUGGCGCUAGGCGGCGAAGCCUACAAGAAUGUUGGGCACGGUAAAGGCUUCUUCGUCACUCCCACCGUCUUCACGAACGUCAAAGCCUCCAUGCGAGUGUUCCGGGAAGAAGUCUUCGGGCCGUUUGUAGUGAUCGUGAGUUUCAAGACGGAAGAGGAGGCCUUGGAGAAGGCGAACGAUACCACGUACGGUCUCGGCUCCGCAAUCUUCACCAAGGACAUUGUAAAGGCGCAUCGCAUGGCGAGGAAGAUCGAGGCGGGAAUGGUAUGGAUCAACAGUUCGCAAGAUAGUGACUUCCGUAUCCCAUUUGGAGGCGUCAAGCAGUCGGGGAUUGGGCGUGAGUUGGGAGAGGCUGGAUUGGAGGCGUAUACGAACAAGAAGGCGGUGCAUGUUAAUCUUGGUACAUGGUUGUGA
This is a messenger RNA of Baudoinia panamericana UAMH 10762, 1506 nucleotides long. RefSeq lists its product as uncharacterized. Lineage: Eukaryota; Fungi; Ascomycota; Dothideomycetes; Mycosphaerellales; Teratosphaeriaceae. Gene Ontology annotation, molecular function: oxidoreductase activity, acting on the aldehyde or oxo group of donors, NAD or NADP as acceptor. The record is from RefSeq and is a predicted model, not a curated record. The coding region runs from base 1 to 1506 and encodes 501 amino acids. The transcript has a single exon.